AGACGAUCUUUGGGUGGAGGUUACGCCAAAGCGAGGGCAGGAAUCCCACAAUAGCAGGCGGAGGAUUUUUUUUUUUUUUCGAGGGAGAGCUGAGCUAGUGGCUGUUUCAAUCAAAGAGAAGGCAGAGGGAAGAGAGGCUCUGCGGGGAGAUGUAAGAUGGCAGAGCUACAAAUGUUGUUAGAGGAAGAGAUUCCGGCCGGUAAAAGAGCGCUCGUGGAGAGUUACCAAAACCUCACCAGAGUAGCAGACUACUGCGAGAACAAUUAUGUCCAGGCCCAGGACAAGAGGAAAGCUCUGGAGGAGACCAAAGCCUACACCACCCAGUCCCUGGCCAGCGUGGCCUACCAGAUCAAUGCCUUAGCCAACAAUGUACUGCAGCUGCUGGACAUCCAGGCCUCGCAGCUGCGGCGCAUGGAGUCCUCCAUCAACCACAUCUCUCAGACGGUGGACAUCCAUAAAGAGAAGGUGGCCAGGCGGGAGAUUGGCAUCCUGACCACCAACAAGAACACGUCGAGGACCCAUAAGAUCAUAGCGCCAGCUAAUAUGGAGCGGCCUGUCAGGUACAUCAGGAAGCCUGUUGACUACACUGUACUGGACGACGUCGGCCAUGGCGUUAAGUGGCUAAAAGCCAAGCAACAUGGAAACAAUCAGUCAAUCAGAGGAGGAACACUAUCGAGGACCAAUCCGCCGACGCAGAAGCCGCCAAGCCCUCCCAUGUCAGGGCGCGGCACGCUCGGACGCAACACAUCCUACAAGACCCUGGAGCCGGUGAAGCCGCCCACGGUGCCCAACGACUACAUGACCAGCCCCGCCCGACUCGGCAACCAGCACGGCCUGCAGCACAGCCCCGGGCGCACGGCGUCGCUCAACCAGAGGCAACGCACACACAGCGGAAGCAGCGGGGGUAGUAGCAGCAGGGAGAACAGCGGCAGCAGCGGUAUUGGCAUUCCCAUCGCCGUGCCUACACCAUCCAUCCCCAACUCUGGACCAGUCCCGCCCAUGUUUGCUCCCCCGGGAGCCCCUCCGCCUCCCCCACCCCCUCCUCCUCCUCUCAUGGCCGGGCUCGGCCCCCCAGCACCACCACAACCACCACCCCCACCACCAGCAGCUAUAGUGGUGGCCCCUGGGCCUGGUCUGGGCCCCGCUCCAAUGUCCCAGUUUGGAACCAUCUCGCGCCAGAUUUCGCGGCACAACCCCUCCAACUCCUCUGUCUCUAUGGUUUCGGCCACGGGCACCUACCGCCGGGCGCCGUCGGUCACUUCCCAGUUCUCCUUGCAGCAGCAGCAACAGCUACAGCAGCAGCAACUACAGCAACAGCAACAACUACAGCAGCAGCAGCAGCAGCAACCGCAGCCUCAUAUUAAUGGAGGCACUCCUGGCUAUGGCCAGAACUCAAUGUCUAUCGCUCCUCCUCCUCCCCCCAUGCCCCAGCUGACUCCACAGAUACCUCUGACUGGCUUUGUGGCCAGGAUGCAGGAGAGCAUUGCAGAUACUCCUACUCCACCUCCUCCUCCGCCUCCAGAUGACCUGCCCAUGUUUGACGACUCUCCUCCACCUCCGCCGCCUCCUCCAGUUGAUUAUGAGGAGGAGGAUGCUGCCGUCGUGCAGUACAGCGACCCCUACGCUGAUGGAGAUCCACAGUGGGCGCCCAAGAGCUACGUCGAGAAAGUGGUGGCCAUAUACGACUACAGCGCUGACAAGGAGGACGAGUUGAGUUUCAUGGAGGGGUCAAUCAUUUACGUCAUCAAGAAGAAUGAUGACGGCUGGUUCGAGGGUGUCUCCAACGGCGUCACAGGACUGUUCCCCGGCAACUACGUGGAGUCCAUCAUGCACUACGCCGACUGAAGGGACCUCGCAGUAACAGUAAAGUCUAUUUAUUCAGUCGUAUCGUAAUCCACUGAGAGACCGACCGCCGCAAUCUUGACUCCUGAGACGCAUAGACGUGACUGUAUGAUCUCCUUUUGAUAUGACAGAAUGUUCUUUCCCUUACUGAUUGCAAAUAAAAUGAAAAGUGAUAUCUAUUUAGUUUAUUUUGGUGUUAUAUGGGCGGGUGGGGCACAUUUAUGGAAUAUGUAAAAAAAAAAUAAAAAAAAAUGUUUCUAAAGAGUUGGACUGCACAUGCUCACGCCGGUUGAACUCAAAGGCAAUGGUCACACAGCUGAAGGAUGUACGACAUAAUCUUGCCUGGACAAAAAUGAUUUGUGAUUCAGAACCAAAUCCCCUGUGAACAAGAGUAUUUGGUUUGAUGGAACAAAUUAAAUCUUACCGUAUCACGUAAACACCUUCAGUUGAAGUGUUUGUACUUUUCGUUGUAUAUAAUGUGAGCUGCAGCCACUUGGGGUUCUGUAAUGUGAAUUCAGUGAAUGUCGAUUAUAUAAUACUUUUCACUAGUGGCACCCUCAGCAACUCCAUAAGGCUCAUUCGUAAAAAAAUAAGAUGGCCUGUCAAUAAUUUACAAAUUUAAGUACUGUGUAUGGUAUUUUAAAGACAAACAAUUACUCCUGAAAAAUCAGUCUUGGCGUUAAAGCAUGCAAACUUUUAAGAGAUAUAAUGUAAUCUUAAGUUUAUUGCCAUUAUGCUUCCAUUAUGUUGUAAAUGUAUUCACCUUUUUAAUUUUUAUGACACUGUUGAAAUCACUGAGCUUUUUAGAUUUGAAGUAAAUUUCAGGCUUCCCCGUGGUCUCUCAAUGCCGAUUUGCAUUUCAAUCAUAAAAAUGAAAUGGAGUUUACUUUUUCAUGCAUUUGGAUCCGUCUAAAGCAAGAUAACACAUUCCAUUUAGCAUUUUAAGAUUAUGUCACGUCACUGUUAUUAGUUUUAUACUAAUCCACAUCAAAUCUCUAGGAUCUAUUGGUAACUGGCAAUAAUGAACUGUGCUUCUGAUAGACAGCAGAUAGUGUGCAGCGAUAAUUAGGCUGGAAUUGUCGUGCCUGACACUGCCAUGCGACAAUUCAGAUUGUAAUGUAGACCAAUAAACAACUCUGAUACCUCCUCAGCCUUCACAAAGCAACGAUGACCUGCUCUGGGUUCAAGGAGCAUGUUGAAUGCUCUGAACAUGAAAUCCUCUGGGCUGCUAAGGUGUUCAUAUUUUAACUCAGAGUAAAAUCAGCCAAUCAAUAUCAGCUGUCACUCAGGUCUAGGAAUCAUCUUGACAUUGUAUUUUUUCUGUUGGACCUUGGACGUACCAUCUAACAUGAACUAAUUUUUGACUGUUUAUUAUUGCAGGAUUCUGCAGCCCACGCCUUGAUAUUUUGCCAGUUUGCUUUAGAUAUUUCCAAUUU
Messenger RNA from Sander lucioperca (pikeperch), 3278 nucleotides. It is a transcript of the gene abi1a, whose product is annotated as abl-interactor 1a. Gene Ontology annotation, molecular function: SH3 domain binding. The transcript has 12 exons. NCBI's taxonomy places the organism in Eukaryota, Metazoa, Chordata, Actinopteri, Perciformes, Percidae. The record is from RefSeq and is a predicted model, not a curated record. The coding region runs from base 157 to 1845 and encodes 562 amino acids. Gene Ontology annotation, cellular component: intracellular anatomical structure; lamellipodium.